Danaus chrysippus (African queen) is the source of this 309-nucleotide messenger RNA. Lineage: Eukaryota; Metazoa; Arthropoda; Insecta; Lepidoptera; Nymphalidae. The record is from the annotation of a GenBank genome assembly.
AUGAACAUUCGUUAUGUUUACGGAGAGAUUACUAUAGAUACUAUUACUACCCUCUUUGAAGAUAGACGUUCUGUGACAGGUUUCCCUUCGGGGUACUUGUUUGCCGGCCUGGGCCGGCUACAUCCGUACGGCUCGGGCAGCGGUUCCAGCAGCGGUAGCGGCCGGCGUCGCACGCGCCGUGGCCUGUCCGACUCGCCGACCGCACCCACUACUCCUACUUCGGCCUCCGAUAACGCUUCUGACGCAACUCUCACAGAUUCCGAGUUGCCGCUCGCAAGAGAUUCCACGCUAUUAGUGCAUAACGGUUAG